AUGGUAUCCUCUUCCGCUUCACCUGCUAUCCUCUUCCGCCUUACCUGCUAUCUUCUUCACCCUCACCUGGUAUCCUCCUCCGCCUCACCUGCUAUCCUCUUCCGCCUCACCUGGUAUCCUCUUCUGCCUCACCUGCUAUCCUCUCCCGCUUCACCUGCUAUUCUCUUCCACCUCACCUGCUAUCCUCCUCAACCUCACCUGCUAUCUUCCUCCGCCUCACCUGCUAUCCUAUUCCACCUCACCUGCUAUCCUCUUCCGCCUCACCUGGUAUCCUCCUCCGCCUCACAUGCUCUCCACUUCCGCUCACCUGGCAUCCUCCUCAGCCUCACCUGCUAUCCUCCUCAGCCUAAUCUGCUAUCCUCUUCCGCCUCACCUGGUAUCCUCCUCCGCCUCACCUGUCAUGCUCCUCCACCUCACCUGGUAUCCUCCUGCGCCUCACCUGCUAUCCUCUUCCGCCUCACAAGGUAUCCUCCUCAGCCUCACCUGAUAUCCUCAUCCGCCUCAACUGGUAUCCUCCUCCGUCUCACCUGCUAUCCCCUUCCGCCUCACCUGGUAUCCUCCUCAGCCUCACCUGCAAUCCUCUUCCGCCUCACCUGCUAUCCUCUUCCGCCUCACCUGGUAUCCUCCUCUGCCUCACCUGCUAUCCUCUUCCGCCUUACCUGCUAUCCUCCUGCGCCUCACCUGGUAUCCUCCUCCGCCUCACUUGCUAUCCUCUUCCGCCUCACUUGCUAUCCUCCUCCGUCACACUUCCUAUCCUCCUCCGCCUCCCUAUCCUCCUCCUCCCACUAUCCUCACCUGGUAUACUCUUCCGCUUCACCUGGUAUCCUCCUCAGCCUCACCUGCUAUCCUCCUCCACCUCACCUGCUAUCAUUAGUUACAUUAAUUAUAAUCACUUUCUUUUUUCUUUAUUAUCAUUAUCAAAAUAUUUAG
This is a messenger RNA of Acanthosepion pharaonis, 930 nucleotides long. The record is from the annotation of a GenBank genome assembly. Lineage: Eukaryota; Metazoa; Mollusca; Cephalopoda; Sepiida; Sepiidae.